AUGUCAGGAUUAUCGAUUCUGCUCAAGGUCCUCAAAUGGUCUGUUGCUGUAGUAGCUUUGCUCUCUUACAAAACCGUCCCGUUUGCCUAUUAUUUCAGGUUCUACAGUAUCGUUAUCAAGAAUUUGAUCUUCCCCUAUAGACGAUGGAUCAAAGAAGGGAACAGAAAGCCUCACAGUGAACUAGAUGUGUUCCAUACCACUAAAAUUUCAACGUUCGUGUCCAUUUUUGAGUGUGAUUUCUACCUACACAAGUCCAAUUCAACCUACUUCGAAGAACUCGAUAUUUCAAGAACUAAUUUGAUGACCACCGUCUUCAGAGACCUUUUCUUCAAGUACCAAAGAGAUGCCCUUGGAGGAUCCAAAAAGGACUCUAUUUUCAACUGGCCUUACAUCCCUGUUGCCACUGUGUCAGCAAGUUUCCACAGACAACUCUCCCCCUUUGAAAAGUACACAAUUGAAGAUGGAAUUUUGUGCUGGGAUAACAAGUGGAUCUUCAUCCUUUCCAGGUUCAUGAAUAAAUCGAACAAAGUAUGCACGACCUGUGUGACCAAAUACGUGCUAAAGAACGGAAAGAGGACCAUUCGUCCCAAGGAUGCGUUGACUGAUAUUGGACUUUGGAAUGAAAAAGUUCAACAAAUAUCCCAAUCCCGUCUACAUUUGAUAGAAAGUUACGUGGAUCAAUCGGAAUUAGAAACAUUAGAUUUGUCUCACUGA
Molecule: messenger RNA, 714 nt
Organism: Komagataella phaffii GS115
Lineage: Eukaryota; Fungi; Ascomycota; Pichiomycetes; Pichiales; Pichiaceae
Exons: 1
Coding region: 1-714 (237 amino acids)
Source: RefSeq, a predicted model, not a curated record